AUGGCCAAGGAAAAAAUUGAGGGAUGCCACGUCUGUACCCUGGUGACCCCCGGGGAGCCCCAGGUGCUGUUGGGGAAGGACAAGGCCUUCACUUAUGAUUUUGUGUUUGACAUGGACGCCCAGCAGCAUCAGAUCUACAACGCCUGUGUUCAGAAGCUGAUCGAGGGCUGUUUCGAAGGAUACAACGCCACCGUCUUUGCCUACGGACAGACGGGGUCAGGGAAGACGUACACCAUGGGGACGGGCUUUGACGUGACUGUGUGUGAGGAGGAGCAGGGCAUUAUCCCACGGGCGGUUCGCCAGCUCUUCCAGGGCAUACAGAGAAGACAGCAGGAGGCGCAGGAAGCAGGCACGCAUCCACCCGAAUUUAAAGUCAGCGCUCAGUUCUUAGAGCUCUACAAUGAGGAAAUCCUGGACCUGUUUGACACAGCACGCGACCCCGACGCUCGAGGCAGGAAAUCGAACAUCAAGAUCCACGAGGACAGUAGCGGUGGCAUCUACACCACGGGAGUCACUUCACGACUGGUCAGCUCAGAAGAGGAGUUGCUUCAGUGUCUGAAGUUGGGAGCUUUGUCCCGUACCACUGCCAGCACACAGAUGAACGCUCAGAGCUCUCGCUCCCAUGCCAUCUUCACCAUCCACCUCUGCCAGAUGAGGGUGUGCCAACAGCCACAACUGGUGAAUGGCACCGUAGAGGUGAAUGGAGUGGGUGAAGAACCUAUCUCACAGCCGGAAUAUGAAACACUGACCGCCAAGUUUCACUUUGUGGACCUGGCCGGCUCAGAGCGACUGAAACGCACUGGAGCCACCGGGGAGCGAGCUAGAGAAGGCAUCUCCAUCAACUGUGGCCUGCUGGCUCUGGGUAAUGUGAUUAGCGCAUUGGGAGAUCAGAGUAAGAAAGGUGGUCACGUGCCUUACAGAGACUCCAAACUCACUCGUCUGCUGCAAGAUUCGCUCGGAGGCAACAGCCGCACAGUGAUGAUAGCCUGCGUUAGCCCCUCGGACCGCGAUUUCAUGGAGACCUUAAACACACUGAAGUACGCCAACCGUGCUCGCAACAUCAAGAACAAAGUGGUGGUGAACCAGGACAAGACCAGUCAGCAGAUCAGUGCCCUGCGGGCAGAGAUAGCUCGUCUGCAGAUGGAGCUGAUGGAGUACAAAGCAGGGAAGCGUGUGGCCUGUGAAGAUGGGUCAGAGGGUUUCAGUGAUCUUUUCCAGGAGAACUCCAUGCUCCAGAAGGAGAAUGAAACACUGCGCAUGCGUGUUAAGGCCAUGCAGGAGACAAUCGACCACCUUAACACCAGAGUCACUCAACUUCUCACUAACGAAGUCAACCUUCUGCUGGCCAAGACAGGUGAGAGUAACGAGGAGAUUGGUAUACUUAUCCAAAACUACAUCAGAGAGAUCGAAGAACUCAGAUCUAAGCUCCUGGAGAGUGAGGCCAUGAACGAGUCUCUUCGGCGUAGUGUGUCUCGGCUGUCUGCUAGACCUCCGUACCCCGCCUCCCAUGGCUCGCCCGCUGGACUCCCCUUGGCCUCCUCCCCCUCCAUCUCCAGGGAGGCGGAGAUGUCAGACCUCAUCCGGCAGGCUAAGCAGGACAUUGAAAGACUUAAGAAGAAGGAGAGAAACCAGCGGAGAAAAAGUCCGGACAAAGAAAAGGGUUUGAAGAAGAGAGCCAAGCUCCAUACACAGGAGAACGGAGGGAACAGAGAAGAUGAGAUGAACAGAGAGAAUGGAGAGAGCAGGGGGACCGGGGAUGGAGAUUCUGAUGAUAACAACGCCGAGGAAGAGAGUGGUUGUGAUGAAGAUGAAGAGGAUGAGGAAGAGGAGACCAGAGAGGACGAAGAGUUUGACAGCGACGAGAGCCUGGUGGACUCGGACUCGGACUCAGAUGAAAAGGCUAACUUCCAGGUGGACCUUGCCGAGCUGACCUGCGAGAUCGAGAUCAAACAGAAGCUGAUAGAUGAACUGGAGAACAGCCAGCGCAGGUUACUGACGCUCAAGCUCCAGUACGAGGAGAAACUGAUCCUGCUGCAGAAUAAGAUCAGAGACACACAGCUGGAGAGAGACCGCGUACUGCACAACCUCAUGUCUAUGGAGAAUUACACCGAGGAGAAGGCCAGUAAGAUCAAAUCCGAUUACGAGAAACGUCUGAAGGAGAUGAACAGGGACCUCCUCAAACUGCAGGCUGCACAGAAGGAGCAUGCGCGCCUGCUGAAGAACCAGGGCCGCUAUGAGAGAGAGCUAAAAAAACUGCAGGCAGAAGUGACCGAGAUGAAGAAGGCCAAGGUGGCAUUAAUGAAGCAGAUGAAGGAGGAACAGCAGCGGCGGAGAAUGAUUGAGGCCAAGAGGAACAGAGAGAUCGCUCAGCUCAAAAAAGAGCAGCGUCGACAGGAGUAUCAGAUCCGUGCUCUGGAGUCCCAGAAGCGACAGCAGGAGAUAGUCCUCAGGAGAAAGACUCAGGAGGUGACCGCCCUGCGACGGCUGGCCAAGCCCAUGUCCGAGCGCGUGGCCGGUCGCGUGCCUCGCCGUCUUCACACCGUGGACUCUGGAUCCGAAAUCUUGCCCGGCAGCGCCACUUCCUCCGAGCCUGACUCGGCCCGGUCCGUUUCCAGCAUCGUACGCCAGUGGAACACGAAGCUCAACGGAUACCUGGGUGAAGGUGAAAGCAGCCUUAACGGAGGACGAGUAGCCAGUAGCAGGAAGAAGUUUCAGAGAAAGGGGGUUGGCAGCAGCUUUGCCAAAACGGCCCGUCAGAAGUGGCAGGCACUGGAGAGGAGGAUCAUGGAUAUCGUGAUGCAGAGAAUGACCAUCAGUAACGUAGAGGCCGACAUGGAUCGACUCAUAAAGAAACGGGAGGAGCUGUCCGUCCAGCAGGAGGUGUUGCUGAGGAAACGAGAGAAGCUGUCGAGCGAGGGGGGGACCGGGGAAGAGGAGGGUGAGCGUGUUCUGCAGGAAAUGAAUGAAGAGAUUGAAGUGCUGAACGCGAACAUCGACUAUAUCAAUGACAGCCUGUCUGACUGCCAGGCCACCAUCGUACAGAUCGAGGAAACCAAGGAUGAACUGGACUCAGUGGACACCUCAGUGGUCAUCAGCUCCUGUUCACUGGCUGAGGCACGACACCUCCUGGACCAUUUCCUGAAGGCCUCAAUCGACAAGGGGCUUCAAGUAGCCCAGAAAGAGGCUCAGAUUCGCCUGCUGGAGGGCCAGCUCCGUCAGACCGACAUGAUUGGCUCUGCUCAGAACCAUGUGAUCCUUGAUGCGUUGCGAGAGAAGGCGGAAUGCAUCCCUGAGUUACAGGCUCUCAUUCACAAUGUUCAGCAGGAGAAUGGCUAUGUUAGCACGGAUGAAGAGGCGUCAGAGUUCAGCCAGGCUUCUGAGAUCAGGUGAUCCCAAAUGAAAGCCUCAGCAAGCCAAGAUGACUUCAAACUGAAGGCAGAGCCACGACUCUCUGGGCAGAUGAAGGCCAUAUCUGCAGAGUACCUGGGUCCCAUCUUAGACUCCACCACAAAGAACAUCACCAAGUCUCUGGCCUCCCUUACGGAGAUCCACGAAAACAGCCUGGGCUUCUCCCUCAGAGAGCCCUACUCCAGGGACAGAGUCUCUCGAACCAUCAGCCUUCCUGUCAGAGGACACACGUUUCCCAGACAGUCUAGGGGAUCUGAUACAUCUCCUUUGACCAGAAGACAGUCAUAUGACAGAGUCCAGCCAUAUAGGCCUCAGGAUGUGAUUUAUACCCCGCCCUCUUCUCCUCCGCUACGACCCCGCAAUGACCGCAACGUUUUCUCUCGCCUCACCAGCAAUCAGAGCCAGGGCUCCGCGCUCGACAAGUCGGAUGACAGCGACUCCUCUCUCUCGGAGGUGCUCAGGGGUGUGAUAAGUCCCACGGGGGGGCUGAAGGGGGGGCGCACCGCUCCUCUGCAGUGUGUGGCUGUGGCAGAGGGUCACUCCAAACCCGUGCUUUGUCUCGACGCCACAGACGAACUGCUCUUUACCGGAUCCAAAGAUCGAACCUGCAAGAUGUGGAACCUGGUAACGGGCCAGGAGAUUGUCACACUCAAAGGACACCCCAACAACGUAGUAUCUGUUAAAUACUGCAGCAGCUCUUGUUUGGUCUUCACCGUCUCCACCUCCUACAUCAAAGUGUGGGACAUCCGCGACUCAGCCAAAUGUGUGCGCACCCUCACGUCCUCUGGACAGGUGGUGUCAGGUGAUGCUUGUGCUGGUACCACCACCCGUACCAUCACCACAGCGCAGGGUGAAUACCAGAUCAACCAGAUUGCCUUGAAUCCCUCCGGCUCUGUGCUUUACGCUGCCGCUGGCAACACCGUCAGAACAUGGGACCUGAACAGGAUGCAAGCCACGGGCAAGCUGACGGGCCACAUCGGAUCGGUUAUGUGCCUUACGGUGGGCCAUUCUGCAGGAGGCAAAGACCAGGUCAUCACGGGGUCAAAGGAUCACUAUGUGAAGGUGUUUGAUGUGGCGGAGGGCGCCCAGGGGAACAUCGGCCCUGCUCAUAACUUUGAACCACCUCAUUAUGAUGGCAUUGAGUGCCUGGCCAUCCAAGGCGACGUCCUUUUUAGCGGUUCCCGUGACAACGGCAUUAAGAAAUGGGAUCUGGAACAGCAGGAACUGAUCCAGCAAAUCCCCAAUGCACACAAAGACUGGGUUUGUGCCCUGGCCUACGUACCUGGUCGGCCCAUGCUGCUGAGCGCGUGCAGGGGGGGCAUGCUCAAAGUGUGGAACGUGGACAACUUUACCCCCAUCGGAGAGAUCAAAGGUCACGACAGUCCCAUUAAUGCCAUCUGCACCAACUCGAAACAGAUCUUCACUGCCUCCAGUGAUUGCCGGGUGAAGUUGUGGAGUUAUGUUCCUGGGCUCACCCCCUGUCUGCCCCGCCGAGUCUUGGCCAUCAAGGGCAGGGCCACCAGCCUCCCAUGA
Molecule: messenger RNA, 4941 nt
Organism: Chanos chanos (milkfish)
Lineage: Eukaryota; Metazoa; Chordata; Actinopteri; Gonorynchiformes; Chanidae
Gene: kif21b
Product: kinesin family member 21B
Exons: 33
Biological process (GO): microtubule-based movement; mitotic spindle organization; spindle elongation
Cellular component (GO): microtubule associated complex
Molecular function (GO): microtubule motor activity; microtubule binding; ATP binding
Source: RefSeq, a predicted model, not a curated record